UUUCACCUUGAACGAGGACCUCCCACAUGUUCCCGUGAUUUUCUCGAUACCAGGUAUCUGGGCCACGCCACGGGACAUCUCACAGGAUUUCAGAAUCCGAGAGAUUCAUUUUCCACAAGGGCAGCAAGGUUCUCGUGGUUGGUGGUCAAAAAACGGGGCGCGAAACUGCACUUGUGGUCUUCGUUCAGCAAUGCGUGUAUGUUCACAUUUCGAACUCCACCGGCGAUUCGAUGUUGGAAUGUUCGACCACUUGUGGGGGCCACUCAAUACCCACCAAGUCCAUUUCCAUUGUUACCGGUUAUAUCGGUAGCCAGC
Molecule: messenger RNA, 315 nt
Organism: Heterotrigona itama
Lineage: Eukaryota; Metazoa; Arthropoda; Insecta; Hymenoptera; Apidae
Source: the annotation of a GenBank genome assembly